Pipistrellus nathusii (Nathusius's pipistrelle) is the source of this 456-nucleotide messenger RNA. NCBI's taxonomy places the organism in Eukaryota, Metazoa, Chordata, Mammalia, Chiroptera, Vespertilionidae. The record is from the annotation of a GenBank genome assembly.
AUGAAGUGCGUGUUUGUUACAGUGGGGACCACCAGCUUUGACGACCUCAUUGCCCGUGUGUUGGCGCAAGACUGUCUGCAAAUCAUCAAGAGCCUUGGUUACAACCGACUCGUCCUACAAAUAGGUAGAGGAAAGGUUGUGCCUGAACCAUUCAGUACUGAGUCAUUUACUCUGGAUGUUUAUAGGUACAAGGAUUCAUUGAAAGAAGACCUUGAGGAAGCCGAUCUUGUUAUAAGUCACGCAGGUGCAGGAAGCUGUUUGGAGACUCUGGAAAAAAGAAAGCCUCUUGUAGUGGUUAUAAAUGAAAAAUUGAUGAACAAUCAUCAGCUGGAAUUGGCAAAACAGCUACACAGAGACGGGCAUCUCUUUUACUGUACCUGCAGAAUCUCGACUAGUCCUGGGGAAGCCAGCUCUUUGCUUCUGCUCCUGAGAAGUGUCAAGAUUUUGCAACGCUGA